AGCCAUGCGGGUGGCGAGGUGGCUGGCGGGUCUGCUGUGCCCCCUCUCCCUGCUCGUCACCGAGUUGUGGGGAGUCCGCUUCCACCCGGGACAAGAGACCUUAGUGAAGCAGCUCUCCUCCUAUGAAAUCAUCACACCUGUCCGAGUGAAUGAAUUUGGAGAAGCUUUCCCUCACACGCAUCACUUCAGCAGGAGGAAAAGGAGCUUGGAGGCACCACUGGAGCCCACUGCUUUCCGAACACAUUACCAGCUCAGUGCAUACGGGCAGGUCUUCCAGCUCAAUCUGAGUGCUGAUGCAGGCUUCAUCGCUGCUCAGUACACUGUGGUGCACGUAGGGGCCCCGCAGAAGCAGUCCUCCUCUGAUUUGCGCCACUGUUUCUACCGUGGGCAUGUCAAUGCACAGGAGAUGCACAUGGCUGUCUUCAGCAUCUGUGGUGGCUUGAUGGGCACCUUUAAGGCACAUGAUGGUGAAUAUUUUUUAGAACCUCUGAUGAAAGCGGAUGGAGGUGAACAUGAAGAUGAGCAUAACAAACCACAUCUUAUAUACAGGCAUGAAGAAAUUAAAAAAAAGUAUCAGAAAUCCCAUAAACCUUGUGAAGUUUCAGAAAAAGAGUUGAAGAGCACUUUACUACAUCCAACCUUCAGCAGUUUAAAUGAAGAGAGCAAUGUUUUACAGAAGUCUCUCAGUUUAGAGUAUGCUUUAAAUAACCUAUCUAUAGAGGAUGGUGGCAAUCCACAUUCCAGGAAAAGACGUUUUCUUUCCUAUCCAAGAUAUGUAGAAGUGAUGGUUACAGCUGACACCAAAAUGGUUCGUCACCAUGGGCAGAACUUACAGCACUACAUACUAACAUUGAUGUCAAUAGUUGCAGCAAUCUAUAAAGAUUCAAGUAUUGGAAAUCUUAUAAAUAUAGUUAUUGUAAAAUUAAUUGUAAUUCACAAUGAACAGGAAGGACCAGCUAUCACUUUUAAUGCAGCUACCACUCUUCGUAAUUUUUGCUUAUGGCAGCAAGCACAAAACACUUUGGAUGAUGCUCACCCUUCUCAUCAUGAUACUGCUGUUCUUAUCACUAGGGAAGAUAUCUGCAGAGCUAGAGAGAAGUGUGAUACUCUUGGUUUAGCAGAGCUAGGUACAAUGUGUGACCCACUACGCAGCUGUUCUAUAAGCGAAGAAAAUGGAUUGAGUGCUGCUUUUACUAUAGCGCAUGAGCUUGGACAUGUAUUUAAUGUGCCUCAUGAUGACAGUUUUAAAUGUAAGGAAGCUGGAAUUAAAAAUCAGUACCAUGUGAUGGCUCCAACUUUGAAUUACCAUACAAGUCCAUGGACCUGGUCAAAAUGCAGCCAAAAAUAUAUCACUGAAUUUCUUGAUACUGGUUAUGGUGAAUGCCUCCUAGACAAACCUAGUGGAAGAAUAUAUGAUCUUUCCUCUCAGCUGCCUGGGUCAAUGUAUGAUGUCAACAAGCAGUGUGAACUUAUGUUUGGUCUUGGGUCACAAGUGUGCCCGUAUCUGAAACAGUGCAAACGCUUAUGGUGCACAAGCACAGAAGGUGUUCACAAGGGUUGUCGUACUCAGCACAUGCCUUUGGCCGAUGGAACAGUUUGUGGUGUGGGAAUGCACUGCCGCCAUGGAAUUUGUGUGAGCAGAGAAAUGGAGACGCGUCCUGUAGAUGGAGAAUGGGGACCAUGGGGACCUUAUAGCUCAUGUUCAAGAACUUGUGGAGGUGGAAUCAAGAGCACUAUCAGGCUGUGUAAUAGACCAGAACCAAGAAAUGGAGGAAAGUACUGUAUUGGCCGCAGGAUGAAAUUUCGAUCAUGUAAUACUGAUUCAUGUCCAAAAGGCAAAAAAGAUUUCCGGGAACAACAGUGCUCUGAAUUUGAUGGCAAACACUUUAAUAUCAACGGUCUUACGUCUACUGUUCGCUGGCUUCCAAAAUACAGUGGUAUUUCUAUGAAAGAUCGCUGUAAACUUUUUUGCCGAGUUUCUGGAACAACUUCCUACUAUCAGCUGAAGGACAGAGUUGCUGAUGGUACUCCCUGUGGAGCAGAAACCAAUGACCUUUGUGUUCAAGGCUUAUGCAGGCAAGCAGGCUGUGAUCACGUUUUGAAUUCCAAGGCAAGGAGAGACAAAUGUGGAAUCUGUGGUGGUGAUAAUUCUUCAUGUAAGACUCUUGCAGGUACUUUCAACAGUGCUCGUUAUGGUUACAAUGUUGUAGUAAAUAUCCCCAAAGGAGCAACAAACAUUGAUAUUCGGCAGCAUAGCUACUCAGGGAAACCAGAAGAUGACAACUACCUUGCUUUAUCUGAUAUUCAUGGAAAUUUUAUCUUGAAUGGAAAUUUUGUUGUAAGCAUGUCAAAAAGAGAAAUCAAUAUACAAGGAGCCAUUUUUGAGUACAGUGGUUCAAACAAUACGAUAGAACGAAUUAACAGCACUGAUAGAAUCGAAGAAGAGCUAACCUUACAGGUUUUGUGUGUAGGGAAUUUAUACAACCCUGAUGUGCGUUAUUCAUUCAAUAUCCCAAUAGAAGACAGAGGCGAUCUGUUUAUGUGGGACCCUUACGGACCCUGGCAAGACUGCAGCAGGAUGUGCCAAGGUAUUCGAAGAAGAAAAAUGACAUGCAUACGUAAAAGUGAUCAUGUGGUAGUGUCUGAUCAAAGAUGUGAACUUACACCCGCCAUACCAGAUGUCUUUGAGGAGUGUAAUACAGAGUGUGAAUUAAGGUGGCAUAAUGUUGGCAAAAGUGACUGCACAUCAAAGUGUGGCCCAGGGUAUCGGUCUAUAGAGAUCCACUGCAUGAAGUACUCUAUUUCAAAAGGACUCAGUGCUCCAGUGGAUGAUAAGUACUGUGCUCAUCAGCAGAAACCACCAACCAGAGAGCCCUGCCAUGGUGACUGUAUGUUAACAAGUUGGCACUACACAGAAUGGUCAGAGUGUUCCAGGAGCUGUGAAAGAGGUGUCAGAACCAGAGAAGCUUUUUGUAUGAACAGUUUGGGUCGUCAUCUUCCUGACAGAGAAUGCCAAGAACUUCCAAGAGUUAUAACACAGAGUUGCAAUGAAUUCUUAUGUCCAAGCUGGUCUGUUAGUGAGUGGAGUGAGUGUUCUGUGACAUGUGGCAAAGGAAUGAAACAUCGUCCAGUAUGGUGCCAACUUACUGAUGAACAACUGAGAGAUGAUUUCUGUAAUCCAAAGGAUAGACCAGAAUCAGUAACACCAUGUGAACUUCAUGAAUGUGCAUCUUGGCAAGUAGGGCCUUGGGGAUCAUGUGCUGUAACGUGUGGACGUGGAUACCAGAUGCGUGCAGUCAAGUGUGUUACUGGGACUUACAGAGUCAUUUUGGAUGAUGACAGGGAAUGUAAUGCUGCUACUCGUCCUAGAGAUAAACAAGAAUGUGAAUUGCCCUCUUGUCCAGAAAAUAUGAAAUUAUGGACUACAUCGCUUCCUCUAGUUCAUGUGGGGAAGGUGACCCAAUGGAGAUAUGGAUCAUGGACCCCAUGCUCUGCAUCCUGUGGGAAGGGUGAUCGUGCUCGCUAUGUGAGUUGUAGAGAUGCUCAUGGAGGAAUAGCAGAUGAAUCUUUCUGUGCUCAUUUACCACGACCAGCUGAAAUUUCAAGCUGCUUUAGCCCAUGUGGAGAGUGGCAAGUUGGAAAUUGGUCCCCUUGCACAGUUACGUGUGAUAGUGGAAUAGUAACAAGACAAGUUAUCUGUGUCAACUAUCAUCAACAAAUCAACGAGAAUUACUGUGAUCCUCAAGGCCAACCUUCCAAAGAACAAGAAUGUAACAUGCCACCAUGUCCACCAGUUUAUCAUCAUAUUCCGAAAAUACAUGACCGACCAAGCCAUUUUCCAGAAAUAGGUUACCUUCCAAUACACCAUCCACAAGACAAUAUAAACCAGUGGAACCGUCCCUCUGUGGGAGGAUAUCAAUGGAGAACUGGACCGUGGGGAGCAUGCUCUAGUACUUGUGCAGGUGGAUUUCACCGUCGAGUUGUAGUAUGUCAAGAUGAGGAAGGAAGAAGUGCUAGUUAUUGUGAUGAGGCAACAAAACCUCCAGAGUCAAGACACUGUGAUUCUGGACCCUGCCCACGAUGGAACUAUGGGAAUUGGGGAGAAUGUACUCAAACUUGUGGAGAUGGAAUAAAGACAAGACUGGUAAUUUGUCAGCUUCCUACUGGCCAAAUGUUGGGUGAUCAAAACUGUGAAAUUCUAGACAAGCCACCUAAUAUGGCACAAUGUAAUGUGCAUUCUUGCCCUGGUGAUGUUUCAUGGCAUCGGGGACCAUGGAAAUCGUGUUCUGUUUCCUGUGGAAAAGGUUUGAAGUUUCGUGAUGUGCAUUGUUUUAAUAGCUUCCAAGCUAAAAUAGAGGAAGGAAACUGCAGACAUUUAAAAAAACCACGGAUGCACAAAAUAUGUAGAGCUGGAAGAUGCCCUGCUUGGAAGGCCAGCAGAUGGAAAGAGUGUUCUGUAUCCUGUGGAGUGGGGAUUCAGCAAAGGGACAUCUACUGUCAGCUGAAGGGCCUGGGUCAAGUGAGUGAAGCAAUGUGCAAUCGUGACACCCGGCCCGCUAGCAAGAGGCAUUGCUGGCUGCCUGCCUGCGUGCAGUACCAGUGGUUGGCAGAUGAAUGGGAAGAUUGCUCAGCAUCAUAUAGAAAAAAGGAAAUAUACCGGAAGGUUAAGUGUGUGGAUGAAAACCAGCUCCAAGUGGAUGAAAGCUUCUGUGAUCCUGCCACAAAGCCUCCAUCAACCAAAAACUGCAGGAUAGCUCCCUCUAAAUAUGUUGUUCUUACGGGAGAACUGUCACAGUGCUCAGCCAGCUGUGGCUUUGGUUACCAGCAGAGGAUCACGUACUGUGUUGGAAUCCAUUCUGUUCAAAAUCAGCAUGCCCAUGGCCUUCGAACUGUAGCGUACCGAGAAUGCCCGGUAGAGCCAUCCCCACACAUUUAUAAAUGUAAUAUCAAAGGAUGUUCGCAAGCAGCUACCUGGAGAGUGGGGAAGUGGACCAAAUGCUCAGUGUCUUGUGGAGUGGGUGUAAAGGAGAGAACCGUAGAAUGUAUGACUGAAAAUGGCUUAUCCAGUGACUCGUGCCUGCCACGUUUAAAACCAGAUGCCAGAAAGAUCUGCCAUGAGGAAGAAUGUGAAAUUCUUACCACCUGCAAAGAUAUCCAGAUUAAAAAAGGGAUUAGAAAGGAUGGUGAAUACCUACUUAACGUUAAGGGAAGGAUGAUAAAGAUUUAUUGCUCAGGCAUGCACUUAGAGAAUCCCAAAGAAUAUUUGACAUUGGUAAAAGGUGAAGCAGACAACUUUUCUGAAGUGUAUGGAUUCAGGCUGCAGAAUCCGUACGAAUGUCCUUUCAAUGGAAGCAGAAGGCAAGACUGUGUCUGUCGAAAUGAUUACCUUGCAGCUGGCUUCACGGUUUUUAGCAAAAUAAGAUUUGAUGUAGCUUCCAUGCAGAUUAAAACCACAGAUUUUCUUUUUGCUCAGACUAUACUUGGGAGAGCAGUUCCGUUUGCUACAGCUGGAGAUUGCUACAGUGCUGCCAGAUGUCCACAGGGACAGUUCAGCAUUAAUUUGGCUGGUACAGGUCUGACAGUAUGUACAGUUAGGUGGAUUGCUCAGGGCAACUAUGCAACUGCUGACAUACACAAAUCCCACGAUGGUACUAAAAUAUAUGGAAGAUGUGGAGGAUUUUGUGGAAAAUGUAUCCCUAACACGAUUGUUGGUCUCCAGCUUCAAAUACAGUGAGAACUCUGAUGUGGUAGGAGCAUCAAAGCAGGGACAUCUGCCAUUUAGGUGCAAAUUGUAG
Gymnogyps californianus (California condor) is the source of this 5795-nucleotide messenger RNA. RefSeq names its product ADAM metallopeptidase with thrombospondin type 1 motif 20 (gene ADAMTS20). Gene Ontology annotation, biological process: proteolysis; extracellular matrix organization. Lineage: Eukaryota; Metazoa; Chordata; Aves; Accipitriformes; Cathartidae. Gene Ontology annotation, molecular function: zinc ion binding; metalloendopeptidase activity. The record is from RefSeq and is a predicted model, not a curated record. Gene Ontology annotation, cellular component: extracellular matrix.